GUGUGGCGGCGUCUCCAUGGUGACUGGGCUGUUCCUAGGGAGGCUGUGAUGGGUUGACAGGUGCGUGACAGUCGGAGCUCUCUGCAGGCAUGUACGGCAAAGGCAAGAGCAACAGCAGCGUCCCGUCCGACAGCCAGGCCAGGGAGAAGUUAGCACUAUAUGUAUAUGAAUAUUUGCUCCAUGUAGGAGCACAGAAAUCUGCGCAGACAUUUUUGUCAGAGAUAAGAUGGGAAAAAAACAUCACAUUGGGCGAACCUCCAGGAUUCUUACAUUCCUGGUGGUGUGUAUUUUGGGAUCUCUACUGUGCAGCUCCAGAAAGACGUGAAACAUGUGAACAUUCAAGUGAAGCUAAAGCCUUUCAUGACUAUAGCGCUGCAGCAGCUCCCAGUCCAGUGCUAGGAAACAUUCCCCCAGGAGAUGGCAUGCCAGUAGGUCCUGUACCACCGGGGUUUUUUCAGCCUUUCAUGUCCCCCCGAUACCCUGGAGGCCCAAGACCACCUUUAAGAAUACCCAAUCAGGCACUUGGAGGUGUUCCAGGAAGUCAGCCAUUAUUGCCAAGUGGAAUGGAUCCAACACGGCAACAAGGCCAUCCGAAUAUGGGCGGACCUAUGCAGAGGAUGACUCCUCCUAGAGGAAUGGUUCCACUAGGACCUCAGUCUGACCCUUGGUUAUCAUUGCAGAACUAUGGAGGUGCAAUGAGACCCCCACUGAAUGCUUUAGGUGGCCCUGGAAUGCCUGGAAUGAAUAUGGGUCCAGGAGGUGGCAGACCUUGGCCAAACCCUACAAAUGCCAAUUCUAUACCAUACUCUUCUGCGUCGCCUGGGAAUUACGUAAUUUCUAUGCCUCUAGAACCAUUGGGAACAAGAAACUCAUUGACCAUUUAUCUUCCAUGUUUGAAGACACAAAAUCUAGCUGUUAACUCAAAACUAUCUACAUCCUGGGGUCCACCAGGAGGAGGAGGGCCACCAGGAACACCCAUCAUGCCUAGUCCAGCAGAUUCAACCAACUCUGGGGACAACAUGUACACUUUAAUGAAUGCAGUACCUCCUGGACCCAAUAGACCUAAUUUUCCAAUGGGACCAGGGUCUGAUGGCCCUAUGGGUGGAUUGGGUGGAAUGGAUUCACAUCAUAUGAAUGGAUCAUUAGGCUCAGGAGACAUGGACAGUAUCUCCAAAAACUCUCCCAGUAAUAUGAGCAUGAGCAAUCAGCCCGGGACUCCUCGAGAUGAUGGCGAAAUGGGAGGAAACUUUUUAAACCCCUUUCAGAACGAAAGUUACUCCCCCAGCAUGACAAUGAGUGUGUGAUCCAUUACCAAGUCUCUUCGUGAAGGCUGCACUGAGUUGGCCCUCUCCAGAGAGCUACUAAAGAAGAAAAUUUACUCAUCCCUGUGUACAGUUUAACAGAAAAGAUCUCUGCCACAAUUGGACCCAUCAUUUUUCCCCCAUCCAUCUUUCCAGUUUUGUGAAGAAAGUGGGUCCUGAUCUGAUUUCAUCAUCUAUAAUUUGUGGCAUAUCAGAGCUGCCCAAGACUGAACUGCAAACAGUUAUCUGUGUAUGUAUAUGUAGGGAUAGGUGUAUGUAUGUGUGUGUUACAGAGACAUAGAUAUGCGCACAUACAUAUAUAGACCUGCAGGACAUUGUAAAAUAUUAUCACAUGACAUCUUAAGUAGAAAUAAGAAAUAGGGACUUUUAUUCCAUCUUUUUUCACGUUUACAUUUUAACUACUAAAAGAACUGCUUCCCUCUCCCCAUCUGAACUGUUUUGUGCUGUGUAUAUCACUGCUUUGUAAGUUAUUUUUUUAAGAAGAUCUCAGAUAAGUUGUUUUUUGUCAUUGUUUGCCAUAAUGAAUAGGAAUAAAACUACUUAUAAGAGGG
Varanus komodoensis (Komodo dragon) is the source of this 1873-nucleotide messenger RNA. RefSeq names its product single stranded DNA binding protein 2 (gene SSBP2). The transcript has 18 exons. Gene Ontology annotation, biological process: positive regulation of transcription by RNA polymerase II. The coding region runs from base 90 to 1304 and encodes 404 amino acids. NCBI's taxonomy places the organism in Eukaryota, Metazoa, Chordata, Lepidosauria, Squamata, Varanidae. Gene Ontology annotation, cellular component: nucleus. Gene Ontology annotation, molecular function: single-stranded DNA binding; protein binding. The record is from RefSeq and is a predicted model, not a curated record.